Molecule: messenger RNA, 996 nt
Organism: Penicillium brevicompactum
Lineage: Eukaryota; Fungi; Ascomycota; Eurotiomycetes; Eurotiales; Aspergillaceae
Exons: 3
Coding region: 1-996 (331 amino acids)
Source: RefSeq, a predicted model, not a curated record
AUGAGUCCCAGAAUUUUCAUCACUGGUGCCACAGGAUACAUUGGCGGCCACACAACUGGCGUUCUCCUUGCCGCUCAUCCUGAGUACCAGCUCGUGGCCCUCGUUCGGAAUGAAGAGCAGGCAACCAAGCUCAAGUCCCAAUGGCCGACUAUUUCUACUGUCGUCGGAACGCUUGAUGACGAUAAACUCAUCAAGGAGGAAAGCGCUAAAGCAAACGUCGUUCUGCAGCUUGCAAGCUCCGACCACGUCCCCGUUGUGAGAUCCGCCAUUGCGGGACUGGCGACAGGAGGUGGUAAGCUGAUUCACAUUUCCGGUACCGGCGUCCUCAACGAUAUGUCCACUGGCCCUGGUAACCCUGCGCCACGAGUAUACGACGAUGUCAAGGAUAUUGCCCAGAUUACCUCGCUUCCGGAGACUGCUUUCCACCGUGAUGUUGACGACGCUGUUCUGACCGGUGGAGCAAAGCACGGUGUACCCACCGCUAUCAUCUGCCCCCCGCUCAUCUAUGGGGUAGGCCAAGGUCCGAUCAAGAAGCGGAGUAUGCAGAUUCCUUUCUUGAGCGAGGCCAUCCUGAAGAGAGGGCGUGGUUUCACCGUUGGUGAGGGCAAGAAUAUCUGGGACCAUGUGUAUGUCGGAGACUUGGCAAACGCCUGCGUGCUCUUGAUCGAGGAAGCCCUCAAGCCGGAGGGUGGAUCCGCUCAGUGGGGGCUGGAAGGGUACUAUUUUGUUGAGUCGGGUGAAUUCGCAUGGAAGGAUAUCGCUCAGAAGAUUUCGCAAAUUGCCAAGGAUCUUGGAGCGAUCGAAACGGCAGAGGUUGAUCAGCUUUCUGUCGAUGAGGCUAGCAAGUUUCACCCGUGGGCUCCAGUCCUGUGGGGUGGUAACUGCCGUAGCCGAGCGACUCGUCUUCAAUCUCUGGGUUGGAAGCCUCAGGGUCCGACUGUUUUUGGGGCUCUUCCUGAUAUGUUCAAAGCGGAGCUAGAUCACCAGACCAAAUGA